Messenger RNA from Sciurus carolinensis (gray squirrel), 2983 nucleotides. Its product is annotated as zinc finger protein 416-like. Lineage: Eukaryota; Metazoa; Chordata; Mammalia; Rodentia; Sciuridae. The transcript has 4 exons. The record is from RefSeq and is a predicted model, not a curated record. Gene Ontology annotation, biological process: regulation of DNA-templated transcription. The coding region runs from base 114 to 2204 and encodes 696 amino acids.
GCUUCCGGUUUCCCGCGGAGUCGGCCGACUUCCGGCGCCGCCGCCCGGUGGUCGUGGGUGCGCCCCGGAGCCGGUCGCCGUCGGAACUUUUGGGGCGUGGAGUCGGGAUCGAGAUGCCCACGACCACAGAAGCGCUUAUGGACCGUACGCAGGGCUGUGUCACCUUUGAGGACGUGGCCGUUUACUUCUCCCAGGAGGAGUGGGGGCUCCUCGAUGAGGCUCAGAGGCUGCUGUACCUUCACGUGAUGCUGGAGAACUUUGCACUUGUAACCUCUCUGGUGUGUUGGCAUGAAACAGAGGAUGAAGAGACACCUCCUGUGCCAAGGGUUUCUGUAGAAGCAGCAUCAUACAUCAGCACUCCAAAACCAAGUCUGUCCUCCCAAAAGACUCACCCCUGUGACAUCUGCAUUCUAGUCCUCAAGAACAUUUUGCAUCUGGAUGAUCUACCUGGACAGAAACCAUACUUUACUGGGACCUGUGAAAACCUUCACAAGGACCAGAAGUAUCACAGUACAGAGAAUACAUUAAAAAGAGAAGUGAAUAGUGCCUCAUUUGUGAAGAGAUGCAUAUUCCAUGUGUCAGGGAAUCCCUUCCUCGGUAGGAAGACUGGAGAGAACUUACCUGCUAAGUGGAGUAUUCUUCAAUCCCAGGCCAUUUCCAAAGGUGAGAAGCCAAACACAGUCAGAAAGUGUGAGGAGGCCUUUCACUGUGGAGAAAAUCAUUGUAAGUCAGGAGCAUGCAGACAAACUUCCAGCCACAAACACACACUUGUUCACCACCCAGGAGUUUGUACCGGAAAAGGGGUUUAUGAUGCUAGCAAAUGUGGAGCAACCUUCCAAGAGAAGUACUCACUUGUUCCAUUCCAGAGAGUCCAUGCUGGAGAAAGGCCUUAUGAAUGCAGUGAAUGUGGAAAAUCUUUUAGCCAAAAAGCCACUCUUAUUACACAUCAGAGAGUUCAUACUGGAGAAAAACCAUACAAGUGUGGCGAAUGUGGAAAAUCUUUUAGUCAAAGCUCAAACCUCAUUGAACACUGCAGAGUUCACACUGGAGAAAGGCCUUAUGAGUGUGAGGAAUGUGGGAAAGCCUUUGGGUGCAAAUCUAACCUUGUUCGACAUCAGAGAACUCAUACAGGAGAAAAACCAUAUGAAUGUGGCCAAUGUGGGAAAUUCUUUAGACAGAGCUUUAGCCUUGUUGAACAUCAGAGCAUUCAUACUGCAGCGAGGCCUUAUGAGUGUAGCCAGUGUGAAAAAUCCUUUAGUCAGAAAGCUACUCUCAUUAUACAUCAGAGAGUUCACACUGGAGAAAGGCCAUAUAAGUGUGGGGAAUGUGGAAAAUCCUUUAGUCAAAGCUCCAACCUUAUUGAACACUGCAGAAUUCACACUGGAGAGAGGCCUUAUGAAUGUGGGGAAUGUGGAAAAUCCUUUAGUCAAAGAGCCACCCUCAUUAGACACCAGAGAAUUCACACUGGAGAAAGGCCUUAUGAGUGUAGGGAAUGUGGCAAAUUCUUUAGACAGAAUUUUAGCCUCAUUGAACACCGUAGAAUUCACACUACAACAAAGAUCUAUGAGUGUGGCCAGUGUGGGAAAUCUUUUAGCCAAAGGGCCACCCUUAUUAGACAUCAAAGAGUUCACACUGGAGAAAGGCCUUAUGAAUGUGGGGAAUGUGGGAAGUCUUUUGGGUAUAAAUCCAAACUUGAUCGACACCAGAGAACUCACACUGGAGAAAGACCUUAUGAGUGUGCUGAAUGUGGGAAGUUCUUUAGGCAAAGCUACAGCCUCGUUGAACACCAGAGAGUUCACACUAGAGCAAGACCUUAUGAGUGUGGCCAGUGUGCAAAAUCUUUUAGUCGAAGAGCUGCCCUGGUAAAACAUCAGAGAGUUCAUACUGGGGAAAGGCCGUAUAAGUGUGGUGAAUGUGGGAAAACCUUUAGUCGGAGCACUAGCCUUAUUCAACACUGCAGAAUCCACACUGGAGAAAGGCCAUAUGAGUGUGAUCAGUGUGGGAAAUCUUUUAGGCAGAAGUCUGUCCUAAUUCAACAUCAGGUAGUUCACACUGGAGAAAGGCCUUAUGAAUGCAGCAAGUGUGGGAAAUCUUUUAGCCAACGCUCAAGCUUCUUUCAACACCAAAAAUGUCACACCAUGGGAAUGCUUCACAGAGGCAGCAGAUGUGGGAAAUCCCUCAUCCCCAGGUCUUCUGUUGCUUAGUUUCUGAAAGCCCACACAAGGCCUUAGACCUGCAAAUAAAUGUGCUGUCUUUGCUCACUGUAACAGAAUUUUUAUGAAGAGGCCACCUACUUAAAGAAGGACCAUUUGUAUUUGCAAGCAUCCAGAGGGGUGAAGUACCCUGUGAGUUCAAGCACAUGAGGACAGGAGCUGCUCUGAACAUUUUAGAUUGCUGCUGCCCUCACCAAAGUUAAAUCAUUGCCACGUUCUCACAGAAGCUAUCUCCCAUCUAGCCCUUGCACAGUGUGCCCCAGGCACCUUUGCAUACAGACCCAGAUGCCUGUGUUCUCCCCAUUUCCUAGAGGAAUCUCCAAUAACCUGACCCCUCACUGUUGUGUUUCUGUGUUUUGGUUAAGAGGACCCAAACUGCAGACUUGCUUCCCCUUCAUUAAAUUAUUGAUCUCAUGUGAAACUAGCAGUUGAUGUUUGCUAAUUUCAAAUUACUAACCAGUAACUUCCUGUUGAGCAUUGCUCUGAUCUGUGGACUAAUAAAGGCCUUACUGUUUGUUCUACUUUUAAUUGGGUUCUGUUCACAGCCUUGGUGGAUAGAAUAUGGAUGUGUCCUGUUUGUAUUAAAAGUUGGACAGCUUUUAUGGGACCCUUGCAUUUUUUUAAUCAGUAAAGAAAUUAAUGGCAGAGAGUUCUCAUUCCAUUUUGUUUAACUUGCAUUACUACCCAAGACCCCCAUUGGAACAGUCAAGGCUUUGUGUCUUAGUUUGAGGCCUCAAUGCUCCUGAGUUUGUUUUAGACCAGAGAUCACC